AUGGCCCGUCAACCCAACCAUCAAAAAGUCAUUCCAGACACCCACCGCAAACCGCUCGAUAGAAGUAAAGCACAAGGCGCAAAAUCAAAACCCAAGACAUCCAAAGUAUCCAAGAAUACAUCGUCACCCAAACAAUCCCGAGAGCAAGCCAAGAAAUUCAUCGUUGUAAAACCAAUUCCAAAGAACGAGGUUCGGAAACUUCAACAAAGUGGUAAAGAUACACGUUCACCUCAGGCCCCAAAACACACUCAUGGAGUUGAAGUUGAAGGUGAAUCUUUUCUUCAGCCUGAGGAUCUUUCUUCUGCUUUCGAAGAAUCCCUCGAAGAAGCCCGAACCCACAUCCUCCGUAUCGGAAAAUCCGCAUUCGAAGAAGCCCACAGCACUCUCCUGCAAAAACUCACCCAGGAAAAAUCCACCGAUCAAUCUUUCCUCCAAGCCAUCUCGCAUAACGCACACGCACUCAGCGUACCCCUAGCCACGCAGAAAAUCCAAAUGACCGUGCAGCAAAAAGGACGGCGCAUAUCCGAAAUCGUGGAGAUCGGUAAGCGUAUUGAGCAAUUCCGACAGACGAUUGAGGAGGAAGAAAAUAAGCUUGAUGGGUAUUGGAAGGAAUGGGAGGGGUUACAGAUGGAGUUCAAGAUGUGUGCGACGCGGGUGUUUGGCGGUGAGAUGUUUGAUGAGGAGGAUGCGGAGGAGGGGUAUCAUGUUGAUAUGUUGUUGUUGGAUAAGGAAUAUAUGGCGCAGAUCAAUGGUUUGGUGGAGGAAGUGGAGGAAGUUGGGAAUGAUGCGGUUAGGAAGAUGAAGGCUUCGGAGAAGGAAAUCGAUGUCAAAACAGACAAAGUACGACAAAGAAUUGUAGGAGCAAUGAUGUGGUGA
This is a messenger RNA of Botrytis porri, 876 nucleotides long. RefSeq lists its product as uncharacterized. Bases 1 to 876 code for a protein of 291 amino acids. Lineage: Eukaryota; Fungi; Ascomycota; Leotiomycetes; Helotiales; Sclerotiniaceae. The transcript has 3 exons. The record is from RefSeq and is a predicted model, not a curated record.